UAUAUAUUGAGAGAGAAAAGGGAUAGGUAAGAGGUAGAGUGUGGAAGGACAGAACAAAGUGAAAACCAGGGAAUCAGACGAGCAGGAAAAUUACUUUGUUGGCAAAGGGAGUAAGGUGAGAACCUGAAAGUUACUUCAGUAUGAAUUGCUAAAAUUUAUUUUGUUAGAUCCUGUCCUGAGUUUUGAGGAAAAAAGAAUAAAUUAAAAGGAAAGACGCAAAAGGUGACGGACUGGGUGAAUUAAUCCCCACCUGCACAGAAAUGUCCUUUGCCAUGUUAAGAUCAGUCCCCAGUCGCUGCCUCUACCCAGAGAUCAGCAUGCUGUCGGAAGGUGACGAGGAGCUGGACAGCGAGAGCUCGGGUUCAGAGACAUCUUUCAGCCUGGGACCUUAUGGUGGAGGUGCAGGAAAGAGGAAGAGGAAAGCCAGGGUAACGGGAGUCAUUAGACAGAGACAAGCCGCAAAUGCCAGAGAAAGAGACAGGACCAACAGCGUCAACACGGCCUUCACAGCACUUAGGACCCUCAUCCCCACCGAGCCCGCAGAUAGGAAACUGUCCAAAAUAGAGACCCUGCGGUUGGCUUCCAGUUACAUCUCACAUCUGGAUAACGUGUUGCUGCUGGGAGAGGCUGGUGAUGGACAACCCUGUCACACAAGUGCAUCCAGCUACUAUCCUGGCACCAGGGUCACCGAGACAGAGAGCAACCAACCCAAACAGAUCUGCACCUUCUGUCUGAGCAACCAGAGGAGAAUGAACAAAGACCGAGACAGAAAGAGCACAAUUCGAAGUUAACCAACAUAACAAUUACGUGACCCACAAACUUUGCAAGCUAGCGGCAGACUAGGAGGAGCAGUACUCGAGAGUACAGCCGCUAGAAGGGAUAGAACAUAAACAAGGAGCAUGUUGAGGACGAUUGUACGAGUCUACAACAAGGCAAUACCUUGACACCUGGACCUUCCUAGACUCAAGAGUUUUCAAGAAAAUUAGCGGAGACCAAGCAAAACCUCCAGGGAUGGGGCUAGGGUUCCCAAUCUGCUCCUUAGUUAAAAAACAGAUGCCAGCACACAUCCACGCUAACGCAGCUGAACUGCUGGUACCAAGGAUGAAAUUCAAAAUCAAUAUGUGACAAAACUACUAUA
Hemiscyllium ocellatum (epaulette shark) is the source of this 1138-nucleotide messenger RNA. It is a transcript of the gene scxa, whose product is annotated as scleraxis bHLH transcription factor a. The transcript has 2 exons. Gene Ontology annotation, molecular function: DNA-binding transcription factor activity, RNA polymerase II-specific; protein dimerization activity; RNA polymerase II transcription regulatory region sequence-specific DNA binding. Gene Ontology annotation, biological process: developmental process; regulation of transcription by RNA polymerase II. Lineage: Eukaryota; Metazoa; Chordata; Chondrichthyes; Orectolobiformes; Hemiscylliidae. The record is from RefSeq and is a predicted model, not a curated record. Bases 261 to 791 code for a protein of 176 amino acids.